This is a messenger RNA of Fusarium tjaetaba, 2274 nucleotides long. Its product is annotated as DNA helicase INO80. The record is from RefSeq and is a predicted model, not a curated record. Gene Ontology annotation, biological process: DNA repair. Gene Ontology annotation, molecular function: ATP binding; ATP-dependent chromatin remodeler activity; histone binding. The coding region runs from base 1 to 2274 and encodes 757 amino acids. Gene Ontology annotation, cellular component: Ino80 complex. The transcript has 3 exons. Lineage: Eukaryota; Fungi; Ascomycota; Sordariomycetes; Hypocreales; Nectriaceae.
AUGGCUUACCUUGCUGAGAAGCACGAUAUCUGGGGACCCUUCCUUGUUGUUGCUCCUGCUUCUACUCUCCACAACUGGCAGCAGGAAAUCGCCAAGUUCGUCCCCGAGUUCAAGAUUCUACCCUACUGGGGCGGCGCCAAUGAUCGAAAGGUUCUCCGAAAGUUCUGGGAUCGUAAGCAUACGACAUACCGAAAGGACGCUCCUUUCCACGUCUGUGUUACUUCGUAUCAGCUGGUUGUCUCUGAUGUGGCCUACUUCCAGAAGAUGAGAUGGCAAUACAUGAUUCUUGAUGAAGCUCAAGCCAUCAAGAGCUCUCAAAGUUCUCGAUGGAAGGCAUUGCUCAACUUCCACUGCCGAAACCGCUUGCUUCUCACUGGUACACCCAUCCAGAACAACAUGCAAGAACUUUGGGCACUUCUGCAUUUCAUCAUGCCAUCGCUCUUCGACUCACACGACGAGUUCAGCGAAUGGUUCUCCAAGGAUAUUGAGUCUCAUGCACAAAGUAAUACCAAGCUCAAUGAGGACCAGCUCAAGCGUCUGCACAUGAUUCUCAAGCCUUUCAUGCUUCGUCGUGUCAAGAAGCAUGUGCAGAAGGAGCUUGGUGACAAGAUUGAGAUGGAUAUCUUCUGUGAUCUCACUUACAGACAACGCGCGUAUUACAGUAAUCUUCGAAACCAGAUUAACAUUAUGGACCUCGUCGAAAAGGCUACCAUGGGCGACGACCAGGAUUCAGGUACACUGAUGAACUUGGUCAUGCAGUUCCGAAAGGUCUGUAACCAUCCUGAUCUCUUCGAGCGCGCUGAGGUCAACUCGCCAUUUGCUUGCGCCUACUUUGCUGAGACCGCGUCGUUUGUCCGCGAGGGUAGCGAAGUUGCCGUGGGUUAUUCUAGUCGCAACUUGAUCGAAUACGAGCUUCCUCGCCUUAUCUGGAGAAAUGGAGGCCGAAUCAAUAAGGCAGGCCCGGAUAGUCAGGUUGCAGGCUGGAAGAACCGGGCACUGAACCACAUGAUGAAUGUCUGGAGCCCAGACAACAUCCGCGAGAGCUGUGAUGGAUCAAAGGCAUUCUCAUGGCUUAGGUUUGCUGACACCUCUCCCUACGAGGCUUAUGAGGCUACGCACCAAAGCUUGAUUGUCCGAGCUGCCAAGGAGCUCCAGAAACGCGACAGACUUGGAUACAUGAAUGUUGCCUACACUGAUACUGAGGAUCAGAACUACACUCCCGCUCAUGCCCUUUUCCAGAUCCAGGCGCGACAGAACCGAAAGCCCCUGGCGGACAUUACUAGUGAAGGUGUCUUGACCCAGUUGAUGAACGUCGCUCAAGCAGACUAUAAUGAGUCUGGUCUCGGCCGCCUGGAACCUGCUGGUAGACCUCGCGCUUCAGCACCUCCAAUCCAGGUGUCUUGCCGCAGUUGGGGCUCUGAGGCCGAACGUAGCGAAGCCUUGUUUAACGCACCAAUUCGCAAGAUCCUCUAUGGCCCUACCUUCUUUGAGGAGAAGGCUCUCGUGGAGAAGAAGCUUCCCAUGGAGUUAUGGCCUACUCGUGAGAUGCUGCCUAAGCCUGAUCAUGAGAAGAAGGGCUUCACCAACAUCUCUGUUCCUUCUAUGCGGCGCUUUGUUACUGACAGUGGCAAGCUGGCUAAGCUUGAUGAACUGCUGUUCAAACUCAAGAGCGAGGGCCAUCGUGUACUUCUCUACUUCCAGAUGACUCGCAUGAUCGACAUGAUGGAAGAGUACUUGACUUACCGCAACUACAAGUACUGCCGACUGGAUGGUUCUACUAAGCUGGAAGAUCGACGAGACACCGUGCACGACUUCCAGACCCGUCCCGAGAUCUUCAUUUUCCUUCUGUCUACUCGCGCUGGUGGUCUUGGUAUCAACCUUACCUCAGCCGAUACUGUGAUCUUCUACGACUCCGAUUGGAACCCCACAAUCGAUUCGCAAGCCAUGGAUCGAGCGCAUCGUCUGGGUCAGACCAAGCAGGUCACAGUCUAUCGUCUCAUCACGCGCGGCACAAUCGAAGAGCGCAUUCGGUGGUGGCGCNNNNAGGGUGGCAAGCGACGCAAGGCCGAGAACACGGCUAGUUUGGAUGAGAUGUAUCAUGAAGGCGAGGGUAACUUUGACGAUGGAUCCAAAGGCCUAUCUGGUACAGCAACACCAGCUACCGCAGCCACACCUGGCGACAGCGACAGCAAAGGCAAGAAGGGUAGAAAGGGGACAAAGCGAGCCAAGACGGCGAAGCAAAGGUUAGCGAUUGCUGAUGGUAUGAUGGAGUGA